This is a messenger RNA of Dibothriocephalus latus, 339 nucleotides long. Lineage: Eukaryota; Metazoa; Platyhelminthes; Cestoda; Diphyllobothriidea; Diphyllobothriidae. The record is from the annotation of a GenBank genome assembly.
AUGGUUCAGCGGAUAGCUGGCAAAUCAAUGCCAAUUGAAAAGUUUGCAAUGAAGAAAUCCAAACGCUACUUUGAGCAGGGGAAGCGGUUGACGCUUCCGGGCAUGGAGCUCAUGUACCUCUGGAAUGGAUUCAAACUCGUCUUCACCAAGAAAGAUAUACUGGAGAAAUUCCUUCUCCUUGUAGAGUUCAAACUCAAUCGCCUAUUGGCAGAAGAAGCCAAUUACAAGUACUUUCCGGAUGACUUCUGCCUGGCAACUAUGCUGAAGGGCGUUUGUUUGCGCUGUCUCGGUCGAGUUAUGCAAGCGAAAAUGUGUUUUAUGGAGGUCCUUAUGAAGUAA